Molecule: messenger RNA, 1242 nt
Organism: Trichoderma harzianum CBS 226.95
Lineage: Eukaryota; Fungi; Ascomycota; Sordariomycetes; Hypocreales; Hypocreaceae
Exons: 3
Coding region: 1-1242 (413 amino acids)
Biological process (GO): peptidyl-L-cysteine S-palmitoylation; protein targeting to membrane
Cellular component (GO): endoplasmic reticulum; Golgi apparatus
Molecular function (GO): protein-cysteine S-palmitoyltransferase activity
Source: RefSeq, a predicted model, not a curated record
AUGUCGCGUCCGCAUCACAGCAGUCGCUCCGGCACGCGAUGGGCAGUGCGCAUCAUUCCCUUGUUCAUCGUCGGCAUUCUAGCCGUUGCGACUUACGCCGUCGUCGGUCGCCUCUGCAUCAGCUUCCUCUACAAAAGAAAACACCAGGAUGGCGUUGUCACGGCGUUCCUCGUCCUCUAUUUCCUCUUCUUCAUGUUAAUGGCCGCCGCCUAUCUACGAACCUUCUUUACAGUCCAACUAAAUCCAGGCGUCGUCCCUCUGGCUCCCGAGGACCAGAGCGAGCGCGAGGCGGCCGAAAAAGUACGAAAGCGACAUAAACGCAACCGAGACGUCGAGGAGAGGGCAUAUGUACCUCCGGACCCAAACCCGGACAGUCCCGGCCUCGAGGCCUUCUACAGCAAGGAUGUCUUUGUAUGCGAGGUCGAUGGCCGUCCUAAGUGGUGCUCAGAGUGCCAGCAGUGGAAGCCAGACCGUUCACAUCACUCGAGCGACCUAGGCCGCUGCGUCAGGAAGAUGGACCAUUUCUGCCCCUGGGUUGGUGGCAUGGUCUCUGAGACUUCCUUCAACUUCUUUACGCAAUUUUGCUUCUACUGCGGCCUAUUUUGCGCCGUAGGCCUCGCCGUCAGUGCAUAUUCCUUCCAACAACACCACAAAGACGGAGACCCCCUUGAUGGAUGGGCCCUCGCAGCAAUCGUUUUAUCCUGCGUCUUCGGCACUUUUACCUUUGGCAUGGCGCUCACUUCGUUUCGCUACAUUCUCGCAAACACUACCAAUGUCGAUAUGCUUAAGAGAUCACAUACAAUCACCCUGGCUGUCCGCAUCCCCCAGUCCACCCCGCCCUCGGACAAAUAUCCCAUCAUUGUAUACCCUCUUCGUGGACCACCGCGGCGGCCGGGAUCUGAAGUCCAGCAGCCGCAUAAUAGUCAUGGACCCAUCUCUGCUAGAGAUCAGCUGGCGGAGCGCAAGUUUGCCAUUCUCCGCACGAAGGCACGGGAAAACCCCUGGGAUCUGGGAGCCGUGGAAAAUUGGAAGUCCGUCAUGGGAGACAACUUCAUCGAGUGGAUGCUUCCUAUCCGACAUUCGCCAUGCUGUAAUCAUGAGAGCAUGGAGAGUGACUACAGAUUUGGUCCUCUCAUCUCAAAACUAAGAAAGCGCUACGGAAUUCCCGAGCUCGAAGCCUCUUCACGCGGCGGGCAUGGCAUCGAAUUACAGGAGAGAGGCGGUCGGCGGGCCAGCGAUUGA